This is a messenger RNA of Lymnaea stagnalis (great pond snail), 1782 nucleotides long. Lineage: Eukaryota; Metazoa; Mollusca; Gastropoda; Lymnaeidae. The record is from the annotation of a GenBank genome assembly.
GAGUUCUUUCUCUUUAAUUUAGGUCGGAGGAAAAACAACCCGUAAGUUCUAAAUUACCUUAUGAAAAUCAGAAAUCAUCGUGACUCAGCUGUAAAUAUAAUUAUAUUUAUUCAAAUAUUUAUAAUAAAUACGCAUUUUUACUUCAUAUUUCGUCAACAAUUAUUAUAUCUUGAUUUUAAAAAAUAAAUUUCAGAUCAAAAUGGGUCGCCGACCAGCUCGAUGGUAAGUUAUCGAAAUUUGUGCACACCUUCUUGUCGAGUUGUUGUGUAUGUGUUUUAAGUUUUAAUCUAUCGUUUGUGAUACAUUUAAUAUUCCAGUUGUUAAUUUAAGUUUAAGCGUAUGCGAAUACCAUAGUGUGAUAUUUAUGUAAAUAGUAUUGGCAAGAUUAAUUCCUAAUUCAGGGUCCAAAUAGAUAUAAAUGUUCAAUUUUACUUUUCAGCUAUCGUUACUGCAAAAACAAACCAUACCCAAAAUCUCGUUUCUGUCGUGGUGUUCCUGGUAAGUUCAUUCCUUAUAUAUUAUUUUAAUAUUUGCACUAUAUGGAAUGAUGAUCCUACUUUAGCUCGACAAUCUUGUCAAGCUCAAUAUUGGACUGAAUGGAGUAGUGUUGACAUUUUUUUUUUUUUGGUUUCAGACCCAAAGAUCAGGAUAUUUGAUUUGGGCAGAAAGAAAGCACGCGUAGAUGAGUUUCCUCUUUGUGUCCACAUGAUCUCUGAUGAGUAUGAACAGUUGUCAUCUGAGGCUCUUGAAGCUGGACGUAUCUGUGCCAAUAAAUAUUUGGUGAAGAACUGUGGUAAAGAUGCUUUUCAUCUGCGAGUUAGGUUACACCCUUUCCACAUCAACAGGAUCAACAAGAUGUUGUCGUGUGCUGGUGCUGAUAGGUAAUUUUAGUGUUUCAAUUCUAAAAUUGAUCAUUGUUAAAUAAUUGUUCCUUGAUAUUCUCAACUAUGAUAGGGAGAAGCAAUAUCAUAAUUAUGUCUUGCUGGUCAUGAUCAUGUUUUUGUUUAUUUUACUAGAAGGAUAGUGUUUUAUCAUGAUUUGAAUUUUAUUUUAGACUUCAGACCGGUAUGCGUGGAGCUUUUGGAAAACCCCAGGGAACUGUAGCCCGUGUCAACAUAGGACAGCCCAUCAUGUCUGUACGUGCGCGUGAAAAUCACGAACAGCAGGUUAUUGAGGCUCUGCGUCGUGCCAAGUUCAAAUAUCCUGGCAGACAAAAGGUAUGUACACAUCCAAAUAUUUUUUUUAACCUGGUGCACUUUUAAGCUAAUAGUAUGGAGUAUUGAAAGGAAAAUUCUCAAAUUGUUAUAUGGAGUACUGGUAUUGAAAGGAAAAUUCUCAAAUUUAUACCGGUAUUAUUUUGGUUUUUAAUCAUGGAUAUCCCAUUGAUUUUUUUUUCUUCUUCAGAUUGUUGUUUCCAAGAAAUGGGGAUUCACAAAGUGGUCACGUGAAGAGUAUGAAACAAUGAGGGCAGAUGGAAAACUGGUCCCAGAUGGUGUUGGUGUUCAGUACAAACCAAAUCACGGACCCCUCAUUUUGUGGAAAGAGAGGCAAACUGCUAGCUAAAGGAUUUAUGAGUUAAUAAAACUGGUGGUCUAUUAAAAAUCAAUGUUUUCUUAUGGUAUGAGUGCGUGAUUGUAGUCUAAUAGAACUCUCUUUUUUUUUUUAAAACUUAUUACACUCUGUUAAUAUGCAGGCUUCCAGCUUGUUUUGAUAAAUUACAUUUGAUUACCAUCUUACAAUUCCAUACAUAGCGAUUCACCAUAGAUACCAUCUGGAAUUGAU